Messenger RNA from Scatophagus argus, 2580 nucleotides. It is a transcript of the gene lyve1b, whose product is annotated as lymphatic vessel endothelial hyaluronic receptor 1b. Gene Ontology annotation, biological process: cell adhesion. NCBI's taxonomy places the organism in Eukaryota, Metazoa, Chordata, Actinopteri, Scatophagidae. Bases 1220 to 2230 code for a protein of 336 amino acids. The transcript is spliced from 7 exons. The record is from RefSeq and is a predicted model, not a curated record. Gene Ontology annotation, molecular function: transmembrane signaling receptor activity; hyaluronic acid binding. Gene Ontology annotation, cellular component: plasma membrane.
AAAUAUUAAACACUUCAGUGGUUUCACCAAACCGGCGCUGUGACAGGACCGUGUGCACAACGGCAGGUGCUACCUAUUAGCAACGCUGUGGGACGGAUUUCUUACGAAACUCAAGAUGUUUGAACUGGCUUCAAACAUCACAGUUCAUCCACAAACGCAGGUGAGGAUGAAGCAGAUGACACACAUUCACCUGUAUGUCAAAGCUAACAGGAACUAGAUGUCCCAGUUCAGGAUUCCCUAUAAACUAACAAUAAACUUAUAUUUUUGCUUUAACGUAUCACCAUGAAGUAAAUGUUGCUUUUACGACGCUGAUGGAAUAAUGAAACCGUCUGUGUUUAGACUGGUUGCCUGUCACUUUCACUUGUGCGGUUCUGUCUGCCACUGGGCACGAAAUCUCCGGCGAAAACGAAGGCCGACUAGCGAUCCAGUGGCCUGGCGCCAUUUCUGUCCGCUUUCAUGUCUCUAUUACAGACUAAAUGAGUAGAUGUACUUAGUCUUGGUCUCAGGUUGUUCGUAGUUGCUACUUCAAACAAAAUGGAAAGCGAUCCGAUUGUCUUUUCAGCUGUGGUGCCAACAAUAAUACCUCUCAGAAAUGUUGUCUGUUUCCACUUUAACUAAAAUCUGAAAAUAUGACCGAAUGAUGGAAAACAGACAGAGCAGAGUUCUCUUUGUAAUUGUUACCAGCAUCAUUUUAGUUGUACUCACCUCUCUUCUAUGGAUUCUACAGGGUGUGCAGUAUUGAAUAUCCCUGUGAGAUUGCUUUAAUGUUCCUUUAACAUUCCUAAAUAAAAGGUUUGUUGUGACUUUUGAACAGUGGACCUCUAAAAUGGGAACACAAUGUUCGUCCCGCAGGUAGUUAAAACAGAAUCUCUGAGGAUGCUUCUACAGCCAGAUGCCUGAUCACAACAUACCUCCACUGACCCUCUCGACCUCCUUACCUUCCUCUUUCUGACCAGCUCUCCUUGCAGAUGGUUGAUCUGGAGGAAGGAGCCAUUGGUGCCAAUGGCGCUGACCGGCCUGACCACCCGUACAGGCCUCCUGGGCGGCCUGGAGAGACCCUUGACUUCUUCCGCUGUACCGUUCCCAAACUGACUGCGUCUAUUCACAUUACUGCUGCUCAUGGAGAAAGACUUGUACAGGCUGCCAUCUAGAGAGGACCUCCCAGCCGUCUGCAGCAUUUCCACUGGCCUCCGGGUCCAAUCCGAUUAAAGUGUCAGUCAUGCCCCAAAGCCACAGAACUGCUGGAGUCUUCAUGCUUAUUGAAGGAGGAAGCUACACCUUCAACUUCACCGCUGCCACAGCCGCCUGCCUGUCUCUGAACGUCUCCAUGGCGACCAGAGAGCAGAUGGAGCGAGCGCUACAGCACGGACUGGAGACGUGCAAAUAUGGAUGGACGGCUGAACAGAUCGCAGUCAUCCCACGAAUUAAAGCCGACAAAAACUGUGGAAAAGGCAAAACCGGAGUGGUGACGUGGCUCACAAGCACAGAUAAAGAGUUUGCUGUGUUCUGCUUCAACGCGUCAGAUUCAGAGGAAACUCCAAAUACAUCAACAGUGAGGCCACAAAGCUCUACGUUCUCCACCACACUGACAGCACCGACUGGCAGCUCAACACCUGCCACACCUGCCACACCUCUGCUCAGACAAUCAAGCAAGUCUCCUCCAUCGGGAAAGCUCAGAACAACAACAGCCCCUGAACAAACCUCUUUCACCUCAGCUUUAACUCUCCUCUUCAAGACGGCACACUCAACGAGGAUUCCCACCACCUCCACCGCUUUCAAGACUUUCUCCACCCCUAUUCCUACUUCUCUUUCUCGCCUUAUCACCUCAAAACCAGUUGCUGUCAGCUUUGCCCUUUCUACUUCUGUUCAUGCCUCCAGUUUCUCUGUUUUCUCUGAGUCAGCUUUGCCGCCACCGGUGAGCCCUGCAAAACCUCUAGGAGAUGUGCCAACAGCACUCAUCAUUCUUGGCAUCAUCCUUCUGCUCCUGACAGCAGCAGGCGUCGUGUGGUACUGCAAACUGAACAUUUUCACAUUUUGGCCUCAGGGACAGCAGAAGGACGACAUCGAGACGGAGAUGUGGAAGCACACCAACAGUGAGACAGACCUGCACAGUCAACAUGAAGGAGGAGAAGAAGAAGAAGAAGAAGAAGAAGACGAAUCAGACUGGAAGUACUCCAGUGAUAUCACGCUGUGUGUGAAUCCACACAUCAAGACAAACUCUUCAGAGUAGCUUUAUGAUUUUCUUUCUAAAGUGGAUUCAGUAAAUUACAGCCACAGUGUUUCAUAAUGAAUUUCAGAUUACAGGAAGGUUUACUUUAUAAAUGUUUUGAUUGGUUUAUUGUCCUUUUCAAAGUAUUUGUAAAUAUGCACAUUCUGAACUUACUUUUACUGGGAUUAAAAAGUAGCAAUUAUUCAAAAAUCUUGUUUGCAUCUUGUUUUUGAAAUCCAUUUUUCAUCAAAUGAUUUGUAUGUACGUAUGAAGAGUGACGCAGUGUAAUGUCAGUAAAGCAGCUUAUGAAAUGUGAGGUUAAACUAAAAACAUUUUCAUUCAUGGGUCUUUAAAUGCUGAAUAUAUUAAAC